This is a messenger RNA of Ceratosolen solmsi marchali, 470 nucleotides long. Its product is annotated as superoxide dismutase [Cu-Zn]-like. The transcript has 3 exons. Gene Ontology annotation, biological process: superoxide metabolic process. Gene Ontology annotation, molecular function: copper ion binding. The annotation marks the transcript as partial. Lineage: Eukaryota; Metazoa; Arthropoda; Insecta; Hymenoptera; Agaonidae. The record is from RefSeq and is a predicted model, not a curated record.
GCAUCAUUUGUUUAUUUUUAGGGCGAAUCGGACCCAGUCAAGGUGACUGGCGAGGUUUCAGGUUUGAAGCAAGGCCUGCAUGGUUUUCAUAUUCACGAAUUUGGAGAUAAUACUAAUGGUUGCACCAGUGCUGGACCUCACUUUAAUCCUCUUGGUAAAGAGCAUGGAGGACCUACAGAUGACGUUCGUCAUGUAGGGGACCUAGGAAACGUAGAAGCUGGAGCUGAUGGUAUAGCGAAAAUCCAAAUAACCGACAAAUUUAUUAAUCUUCAUGGAGUUCAUAACAUUAUUGGCAGAACACUUGUGGUUCACGCUGAUCCCGAUGAUUUAGGCAAAGGAGGACACGAGCUUUCAAAAACUACUGGAAAUGCAGGAGGGCGUUUAGCAUGUGGCGUCAUCGGUAUCACAAAAGCAUAAAACUAUUAUUAAAGAUGAAAACGAAAGCUUUAUUGUAUUCUAUUAUUAUUCGA